UUCAUUUGCGGCUCUGGGGACUAGGGCCGCUAAGCCAACAGGUGUUGCACGAACCUGGAUUGCAUCACAGCUUUUAGUUCGCCUAACGGAGCAGCGACGAGGAGCUACACAGAGUAACCAAAGGAGAAAAGAGCAACAAUGGGCGGCGGCAGAGGAAGAGGAAAAAGGUCUCGAACUCAAAGAAAGCACUUCCGGGAUGGCCGAGAGAACGUUUGGAAACGCCCCAAAUUCGACUCUUCGUCUGAUCCCAACAACACUACCACUAAUAAUCCUACUUGGCAGCCCUUCGCCACUCAAAAUCAGGCCUUCGAUGAAUACUACAAGGAACAAGGGAUAGUGGCACGGGAAGAAUGGGACACCUUUGUACAAGUUCUUCGAACUUCAUUGCCUGCUGCUUUCAGAAUCAAUUCUAGUAGCCAAUUUUGUACAGUUAUUAGAUCUCAGUUAGAGGAUGGCUUUGUCAAAUCACUUAAAGCUGAGGUCACUGAUGGUGGUGAAGUGGAGGCCAUCAGACCAUUGCCUUGGUAUCUGGAUAAUCUUGCUUGGCAUUCAAAUUUUUCUCGAAUGCAGCUAAGGAAGAACCAAGCCCUUGAGAGGUUUCAUGAGUUCUUAAAGCUGGAAAACGAAAUUGGAAACAUCACAAGACAGGAAGCUGUCAGCAUGGUACCUCCUCUAUUCUUGGAUGUACGUCCACAUCAUUUUGUACUUGAUAUGUGUGCUGUGCCAGGUUCAAAAACAUUCCAGUUGCUGGAGAUUAUAUAUCAAUCAACAAAACCAGGAUCACUGCCUGAUGGAAUGGUCAUAGCAAAUGACCUUGAUGUCCAAAGAUGUAAUCUUCUGAUCCACCAAACAAAAUGAAUGUGCACUGCUAACUUAAUUGUGACAAAUAAUGAAGCCCAACAUUUCCCUGGCUGCCGUGCAAACAAAAAUUUCAUUAAAGUUUCUGAGAUUGAAUUAGAGGCCCCCGUUAGUAAACAUUUUGAUCGUGUCUUAUGUGAUGUUCCCUGCAGUGGAGAUGGUACCCUUCGCAAGGCUCCUGAUCUGUGGAGGAAAUGGAAUUCAGGGAUGGGCAAUGGGCUUCAUAACCUACAAAUUCAGAUAGCAAUGCGAGGCUUAUCCUUGCUUAAAGUUGGGGGAAGAAUGGUUUACUCAACUUGCUCAAUGAAUCCAGUUGAAAAUGAGGCUGUUGUUGCUGAGAUUUUAAGGAAGUGUGGAGGGUCUGUUGAGCUAGUUGAUGUCUCUAGUGAGCUUUCUCAACUUGUUCGUCGGCCAGUUCUAAGAAAAUGGAAGGUUUGUUAUUCAUUCAAGCAUGAUGUGGAAGGAAUUAGAAAAGAGAUUAUGGAGACCAAGAACUCUAUGGAAAAUAGAACAACUGAGAUUUUUACAGCUGGAAUCUCGCAAGAUGAGGAGAUGGAGACGCUUAAGGCUCACUUCAAGAACCUGCAAAAUGAAGUCAGGCAUGACGUGGAAGGAGUUAGAAAAGAGAUUAUGGAGAUCAAGAACUCUAUGGAAAAUGUCAUAGGGGAGUUGAAGUCUCUUAUAUUAGGGUUGGGAGGGAAUCUUGGAAAGGAAAUUUCCUCUGGAUCACAGGAACAUAAUGGGGUAAAUGACAAGAGGAUUCUUCCAACUCCAACAAAGUUCUUAAUUCCUCAACAAAAGGAUUCACAAAACUUUGGUACUGCUAUGGAGAAAGAAAAUGUUUCCGAUCUCCCUUUAGAACGUUGCAUGAGGAUAGUGCCUCAUGAUCAGAACAGCGGGGCCUUCUUCAUUGCCAUCCUCCACAAACUCUCUUCUUUGCCAGUCAUUCAGGAGAAACCCAGUGAGCGAGGGAAUAUGUUAACCAAAAAAUAUGAAGAACAAGAAAAGUUAUCAGAACAGGUAACUGAAUGUAAUAAUGGAGUGGAGCUAAACUCAGAAGAUGCCGCAUCGGAAAAAUUUUCUGAAGCAGCUGCAGAGGCUGAUUUAGUUGAGAAUGAAACAGACAAGGCUGCUUUAGAUACUGAUCCUUGUAAUAUCGGUGAUGAAAAUGAUUCAGAGAAAAACCAAAUAUUGGUUGAUGAUGGGAUUCCAUCUGCAAAGGCUGUAGGGAAGAGAAAGUUACAAAUUCAAGGCAAAUGGAAAGGAGUUGACCCAGUUAUUUUAUUCAAAGAUGAAGCCACUAUCAAUAGCAUAAAGGAAUUUUAUGGUAUUGAUGAAUCAUUUCCAUUCAGUGGUCACCUAAUCUCGAGAAACAGUGACACUAAUCAUGUGAAGAGAAUUUACUAUAUUUCAAAGUCAGUCAAGGAUAUUCUAGAGCUGAAUCUCCUUGUUGGUCAGCAACUUAAGAUAUCUUCAGUUGGCCUUAAGAUGUUUGAGCAACAAACAUCAAGAGUAGGUACGACUGCUCCAUGUGCAUUUCGGAUAUCAUCUGAAGGACUGCCAGUAAUUCUUUCUCACAUCACCAAACAGAUCCUAUAUGCCUCUACAGUAGACUUCAAGCAUCUUUUGCAGUAUAAAGCUGUCAAAUUCAAGGACUUUGUUGAUGCUGAGUUUGGGGAGAAGGCAUCCAAGCUUAUGUUGGGUUGCAGUGUGGUAGUUUUAAGAGAUACCAAAACUUUGGCAGAGCCUAUCCAGGUGGAUGCUUCAACAAUAGCCAUUGGCUGCUGGAAGGGUAGGGCCAGUUUGAGUGUGAUGGUGACAGCCAUCGACUGCCAAGAACUGCUAGAAAGGCUUUCAGCACGCAUGGAGAUUGAAAAGGAUUCUUCAGUGCAAAAACACAAUGUUGAGGCUAAUGAAGUGCAGGAUAUGAAUGGAAUUGAAAAAGUUGAGGAAUCUGAGACAACUAAAGAAGCUACCAACGGCUAAAGUUACUUGCUGUAAAUCUAAGUUCGUAAAGUGAGAGAUUUUUAUUGUCACAUGAGAGAGAGUCCAGAAAAACUUAGCUUUCUCUAACUUCUUCUCUCUCAAUGUCGUCACUAAACUUGAUCAAUCUAUUGGUUCUUUCGCUUGACAAAA
Molecule: messenger RNA, 2994 nt
Organism: Hevea brasiliensis (rubber tree)
Lineage: Eukaryota; Viridiplantae; Streptophyta; Magnoliopsida; Malpighiales; Euphorbiaceae
Biological process (GO): RNA methylation
Molecular function (GO): RNA binding; tRNA (cytidine-N5)-methyltransferase activity
Source: RefSeq, a predicted model, not a curated record